Messenger RNA from Oppia nitens, 1269 nucleotides. RefSeq lists its product as uncharacterized. Gene Ontology annotation, molecular function: adenyl-nucleotide exchange factor activity; protein-folding chaperone binding. NCBI's taxonomy places the organism in Eukaryota, Metazoa, Arthropoda, Arachnida, Sarcoptiformes, Oppiidae. The record is from RefSeq and is a predicted model, not a curated record. The coding region runs from base 185 to 1117 and encodes 310 amino acids. The transcript is spliced from 3 exons. Gene Ontology annotation, biological process: protein stabilization.
CGAUUGGUUGUCGUUGUUGUUGUUGUUGUUAUUCAAACACGAAGAGCAAAACGCUGUAGAUUUUUACACUGAAUUAAUUGAUUUGUUUUUGUUAUAUUUGUGGGAAAUAUAUAGAGAUUUUUGUCAAACAAACGAAUGAUACAAUUGUCUUAAAAUCCUCUAACAAAAGGAUUAGACGAAAGCAAUGGAUUCACAACAAAGUGAUAAAAUGACUGUCGCUUUGCCACCGAUAUCAAGCAGUUCCAGCAGUUGUACAAUCAAACGAUCAUAUGUUAAGGUGACCUCUACUUCUACCUCUACGUCCACAGAAUACAGUUCCAGUAGUAGUGAAUGUUUGCCAACUUUUGUUAUCUCAUCAAACAAGAAGAACUCUUAUGAACAUAAUGUGCGCGAAUUGAGGAACCGAUCGGAGUCUCCGGAGCCGACAAAUCGACUUAAGUUUAGUGACAAUUCUUCUGGUUAUGGAUCGACCACUUCAUUCUCAUCAGCCGUUCAUUCCGUAAAUAAGACACCUUCGCUACAGUUUGUAGUGACAACAGGCUUAUCACGACAACAACAACAACAACAGCCGUUGUCACUCUCGUCAAGCGAUAAGAAGAUUGGAAAACUAAUGAAUGGACAGACGAUUAAAGAAAAUAUAAUCACUGUUUUGGAUCAGAUCGACAAAAGGGUUGCUUUCUUAAGAGAGACGGCACAUGAACUGGAAGUGGAGAAAAACAAAUUACAUCGAGUGCUCAAUUCAAUCAUCACUAGCGAUCAAUUAGAUACCGUCGAUGAAGUCGAUAGGGAAGAGAUAAAAGUAACAUCUCAUGGAUUACUGUAUCGAUUGAAUAGUGUAGACGUUAUACUCAAAACCAACCGAAACAAGUCUCAGGAGAAGGCAUUAGAAACAGUGAACAAUGCCAUUGAAAAGCUGUCCGAUUGUGCAAAAUAUGACAAACAGUCGGCCAAACAAUUAUGUCAGUCGUAUCUGAGCGCCUGUAGUUCUGACCAUAGCUUUAAAUCGCAAACGUUUGACGAGGCUUUUCAAAAGCAGAUCAUUGAGUGCACUAUUGACGACCAGAAGAGGAUUAAGAAAAGUUUGGAAAAUAUUUUCCAUAACAUUGACAUCAAAUAGUGACUCAAACUAAAUGUAUCGCAAAAUCACUCGUAUUUUGAUAUAUCAUAUCAACGAUCAUAUAUGUAUUGAUAUAUCAAUAUAUGAGUUGGAUUUGUCAAACAAAAAAACUCAUUUAUAAUAAUAUCUAAUAUAAUAUAUACAAUACAAGU